This is a messenger RNA of Drepanopeziza brunnea f. sp. 'multigermtubi' MB_m1, 474 nucleotides long. RefSeq lists its product as uncharacterized. Gene Ontology annotation, cellular component: nucleus; cytoplasm. Lineage: Eukaryota; Fungi; Ascomycota; Leotiomycetes; Helotiales; Drepanopezizaceae. Gene Ontology annotation, molecular function: diphosphoinositol-polyphosphate diphosphatase activity; bis(5'-adenosyl)-hexaphosphatase activity; endopolyphosphatase activity. Gene Ontology annotation, biological process: diadenosine hexaphosphate catabolic process; diphosphoinositol polyphosphate metabolic process; adenosine 5'-(hexahydrogen pentaphosphate) catabolic process. The record is from RefSeq and is a predicted model, not a curated record.
AUGGCGGCAAGUCGUUCGAUGGAGUCGAGAGUUGGUCGGAGCAAGCAACGUUACGCUGACAGCGGAGAACGACUCGUGGCAGGUGUGGUCCCUCUCAAUGCGGCCAAGACACACGUCCUCUUGAUCCAGUCGACUCGGCGCACCGGAUGGGUUCUGCCAAAGGGCGGCUGGGAAUCCGACGAGACAAGUACCGAGGCUGCGACGCGCGAAGCCUGGGAAGAGGCCGGAAUUAUCUGCAAGGUCGACUACGAUCUUGGACAGAUCAAAGAGACCCGGCCCCCGAAGCAAAUGUCCAAGGAGGCUCCCAAGGCGCUCUACCAUUUCUUUCAGGUCACCGUUACAAGUGAGGAGGCAGAAUGGCCGGAGAAGCACAAGAGAACACGGCAGUGGGCAAACUUCGCCGAGGCUUCUGAAGCGCUUAAGGCUCGCCCGGAAUUGCUGGAGGCCCUCAAACGCUCCACGAUCAUCCAGUAG